Micropterus salmoides (largemouth bass) is the source of this 6471-nucleotide messenger RNA. Its product is annotated as rho guanine nucleotide exchange factor 12-like. The record is from RefSeq and is a predicted model, not a curated record. The transcript has 38 exons. Lineage: Eukaryota; Metazoa; Chordata; Actinopteri; Centrarchiformes; Centrarchidae. Gene Ontology annotation, cellular component: cytoplasm. Gene Ontology annotation, biological process: Rho protein signal transduction; G protein-coupled receptor signaling pathway. The coding region runs from base 710 to 5074 and encodes 1454 amino acids. Gene Ontology annotation, molecular function: G protein-coupled receptor binding; guanyl-nucleotide exchange factor activity.
AAGAGGGAGAGAGGAGGGGGAAGCAUUUCCUUUUUCCAUUUACAUCACACUCCGGAGCUAAAAAAACAAGGCUGUCGUGCAAAUACGUGCGGAUUAAAGUGAUCAGACCUGGAAGAGGAUGCUACAGAAACGGCUUCCAUAUCAGCACUGACUGAACACUGGACGGAAAUAAGAGGACAGAGUUCAUUUUGGAUUUAGCAGCCGAAGUUUCACGUAAUUCUUCCCCGGGCAUCAGGAAUAGGCUGGGGUGUCAUCAUGGAAGUAUUUCCUAAGGAAAAAUAGAGAUACCCUCAACUUGGACUUGGAGCUGGUCUGAGAAAGUUUGGAGAAACAUUCAAAGCAAGUUGUGUGCAGUAGAUCGCGGUUUUCCAGAUGUCUUUGCAGCGACUGGUGAAUGCAACACAUUCACACCCCAAAGAGAAAAGUAGCACAUCUCUUAAUUUCUUGCAACUCUGUGGAUUUUAGGAGUUAACAGCGUCGAUUGAAAUUAGUAUAUGACAAAUUUGGGAUUUUCCGGCAAACACUCCAAGAUUAACGGGUUAUUUUUAAACUCUGCAUGCUGGUUGUAAGACUCGUCGACAUUUUUGGAUAUGGACGGACACCGAGGAGACAAAAUAAAGGAGCCUUUUUAAUAAACAAGAGUCAGAAGUUAUCAUGAAAAUGUUAUUUGGGUGAAGUAGCCUACUCGGAAACUCUUAAGGGAAGCCUAAUGAGCGGCACACAGUCAACACUCACUGACAGGACCCCAAGCAUUCUCAACAAGGACCCCACAGACAAGAAACCUAAGAAUGAGAAAUCCUCUGUCUCCCUCAAACAUGAGUUUGACCCUACUGGUCUUGUCCAGCGGUGUGUGAUAAUCCAGAGAGAUGAAAAUGGCUUUGGGCUGACCGUAAGUGGAGACAACCCUGUGUUUGUGCAGCUGGUAAAGGAAGAUGGGGCUGCAAUGCGAGCAGGUGUUCAAACAGGAGAUAGGAUCAUUAAGGUUAACGGGACCUUAGUUACAGAUUCAAACCACACUGAGGUUGUGAAGCUCAUAAAAUCGGGCUCCUAUGUAGCCCUGACAGUGCUGGGGAGGCCUCCAGGGCUUCCUCAGAUCCCACUCGAGGAGGGAGAGGAGGAAGAGAGGGAGGAAGGGGCAGAGGUCAGCCCUCUUUCCUCCCUCUCAGUGCCCCACUCGCCUGCACUGCCCGGUGGGGAGCAAUGCAGGCCCCAGGAGCACACCACCUCAUCUCCGUCAGAUGGGGGUGAGAACAAAACCAUGCACAACCAGAAGGCCGACAUCCCACAAAAGAUGCUAAUCAAGGAGCAACAGGACUUACAGGCAAAGGAGGAGGAGUACAGCAGAAACCCUCGGCCUAAACUACUGAAGGAGAUCCAGGAGGCCAAGAAGCACAUUUCCCUGCUGCAGGAGCAGCUCAGCAAAGCAGCAUUACAGGAUGGAGCAAAAGGGUGCAGAGAUGGUGAGGCUGAGGAGGGGGGCCGUGAACCUUCUCUAAAGGAACAGACCCCGUCCUCAUGGGGUGACAGCGGUACUGACGGGCCCUCGACCAACAAUAACUCUAUGCACAGCAGCCCCCUCUCAGAGAGUCCAGGCAAAAGAGAGACACCGUGUCAAAGCCCAGACAUCAUCCGCCGAGACGGCCUGAACUUCUGCCCAUCACCAGACACUGGGGACACUCCUGACACAGACUCAAGUGCCCAGUGUAGUAUGGGUAGCCCUCCGUACCUCCUCAACCCCCAGAUCAUCGGAGCAGAAGAUGACUACUUUGACUCACAGCAAGAGCAGAUUAACGGACAGUGUAGCUGUUUCCAGAGUGUAGACUUGUUGAAGUCUCGGCCGGCUCAUCUCGCUGUCUUCCUCCAUCAUGUUGUCUCGCAGUUUGACCCGGCGCCUUUGCUCUGUUAUCUCUACGCUGACAUGCACAAGCAAACCAGCUCCAAAGAAAGCCGGCGCUUCUUCCUGGAUUUCCACUCACUCUUUAUGGAUAGAACAGCAAAUCUUAAAGUACCAGUGCCAGAGGCCAUUUCAGCUGAAUUAGAGAAGCGGAGGUUGGAGUUAAUCCCAGAGGAGCUCUGCAAACAGUAUACCCAGGUGUUACAGGACACACUCUUACCAGACCUGCACAAGAACCUGGAUGAUUUCAGACAGAAGCGCAGCAUGGGUCUGACUCUGGCUGAAAACGAGCUGUCGAAGCUGGACUUGGAGCGUGGAAAAGAUCAGCAGGCCUUGGAGAAGGAAUGCUCCUGUGCUGAACACAUCCUCUCCAAGAUAGAGGAUAUCUUGUUGACAUCUCAUCCCACAGAAGAGGAGAAGUGCCAAACAAUGCAGUAUGUGAUUCACACCUAUAUGAAGCACCUUGGGGUGAAAGCAAAGGAGCCUCGCGGCCUCGAACAUAAACGAGCGCGCAUCAAUUUCCUGCCUAAGAUUAAGAAGAGUAUCAAGCCUGAGAAGGAAGGUGAGGAGAAGGUAAAAAAGCCUCGGUUUCCCAACAUCCUCGGCCCGCCACGGCGUCUGAGCAGAGUAGAUUCCACUUCAGUCGGUAAGGCCGUGGAGAUAAACAAGCAGCGGUCACCAAAACAGCCCUCUCAGCCAGCCAUCGGCAUCCCUGAACAGUCUGACUCUUCCUCGAAUUCUGGACGGAUCCGUGGAAAUCAGCUCAGUGAAGGAUCGGACAACGGCACACAAUUUUUUCCCUCCACCACCUCCCCUACACACAGCUCGUCCACCGGUCAGGCCUCAGAUACCAGUGGACAAGACUCAGACUCCAAUGCGUCUCCAUUCUGCAUCCAGCCCAGACUGGGAGAGAGUCUGCAGUCUGGCGACCAUCAGGACGGAGUCUUCAGUCCGACCAGCACUCCGUUUGACUUCAGCCCCUCCAACCUGGAGCAGUUACAAGAGGAAGACCAGGAGCCUUUCAGGAUGGAGGUGCAGUGUCCGGUGAGUUCAGCUGACAUCCAGAGUGAAGACGAUCAGGGAGGUGAGAUGGAGUUUGAAGAGGACCCCGUGAACUGGCAGAGUCUGGUCAGCCGAGGUGUCCUGGCAAGCUUAACGCAACAGGAGAUCAAGCGGCAGGAAGUCAUCAAUGAGCUGUUCUACACUGAGCGUGCCCACUUGCGGAUGCUGAAAGUGUUGGACUGUGUUUUCAACCAGAGGUUGAGCAGAGAUGCUAUCCUCCCGCCAGAAGAUAUCAAACACAUCUUUAUUAACCUGGAGGAAAUCAUUCAGCUGCAUGUUUCUAUAACAGAGCAAAUGACAGCAAUCAGGAAGAGGAGUGAGACAUCUGUGAUCGGUCAGAUUGCAGAUGAUCUCCUGGCAUGGUUCAGCGGGGAGGAAGAGGAGAAGAUAAAAAGAGCAGUGGGAACUUUCUGUAGUAACCAGCCGUCUGCACUGGAGCUCAUCAAGACCAGGCAGAAGAAAGACCAGAGGUUCACGUUAUUCAUGCAGGAAGCUGAGAGCAACCGUCUGUGUCGCCGGCUGCAGCUUAAAGACAUCAUUCCUGUAGAGAUGCAGAGAGUGACCAAGUACCCACUUCUGCUGGACAACAUUGCCAAGUACACAGAAGAUGGUGAGGAGAGGGAAAAAGUGAAGAAAGCUGGAGAAUGUUGCAAAAAGAUCCUUAACCAUGUCAACCAGGCUGUCAAAGAGGCUGAGAACAAACAGAGGCUAGAGGAGUAUCAGAGAAGGUUAGACCUCUCGUCACUCAAACAGAGUGAAAACCCCAUGAUCCUGGAGCUGAAGAAUCUGGACCUGACCAAGCGGAAGAUGGUGCAUGAGGGACCUCUCUCCUGGAAAGUCAACAAAGACAAGGCAAUUGAGCUGUACACGAUCCUCCUGGAGGACAUUCUGGUUUUACUGCAGAAACAGGACGAGCGUCUGGUCCUCAAAUUCCACGGCAAGAAUCUGGCCAGUGCUGCAGACACCAAACAAAUCUUCAGCCCCAUCAUCAAACUCAACACUGUCUUGGUUCGGCCAGUGGCAACUGACAACAGGUCUUUCUUUGUGCUGUCCAUGUCGGAAAACGGGGCUCAGAUCUAUGAGCUGAUGGCUCAGACGGUGUCAGAUCAGAGAACGUGGCAGUGUUUGAUCACGCAAUGUGCUGACGCCAUGAAGUCCCAACCUCAUAACAGAGACACACCUGCAGCUCAAUCUGAUGCUGAGCGGGACGCUAUUGAGAUCAUCAAACAUGGGAUGUCUAAGGAGAGCAAAGAACCUGACCGCACAUCAAGUGGAAGCAUCCAUUCUUCAGGCAUCCAAGAUAAAGAUGCCACCUCUUCUCCAGACAUUCAGUCUCCACCGAGUAUGAACCCUUUUGAUGACAUGAAAUCAGAAGACGAGGAAGAGGAGCUGGCCAUAGCAGACAGACAGGAGGAGGAGGAAGAUGAGGAGGAUGAAGAGGUGGAUGAAGCAGAACUAGAGGCUUUUCUUGACGGGCAGCUGGCAGACAGACUGCCCUUCCUGCAGGAAGGGUCACGUCAGGGCAUCGCCCUUGAAAACCAAGAGCACAAUGCGUUUGUCUUACCCUCCUCCAAAGGCGAAGAGGCUCUCAAGACAUUGGCGAUGCUGAAGCAGGCUCUUUUCAACCACAUUAUAAGCAGAGAGGCAGAGGAGGAGAACAAGCAGAGUAGGGCCCCUGGGUGUCUACUCAGUGCCUCUCUGCCUGGGAGCCCUGAGGGGCCCUCUGCUGCCAGUGAUGAGAGCCAAGCAUCUGCAAGCUCACAGAAAGACAACCCUCAGCUCCUCUCAGGACGCACAGGUCUGCCUGAGCCAACUGAACACAAUGCUCUGCUUAUCCUUCCAGGUGGUUUUGUGGUUAUGGAUUUCAGUGGGGUCUCUGAGGAAAACAGCACUGAUGAUGAUGUGGGAGUUGCAUGUGAUGUGGGAAUCGAUAUGCGGAAACUGCUGUCCUCCUCCUCGCAGACAGAGGGCGGCGGCCCUAACCUCAGCAGGCAGCUUAUGACCCACCUACGCCUCCUACAGGCCGACCUGCAGUAUCUGAAGGAGGUGGAGAUGAAGUACAACGAGAUGCGACAAACACACAGUGACCUGGCUACUGACUCAGAUGACAACCAAUGAUGGGUUACAAUGAUGAAAGACUUCCUGGACUUUCUUGGUUGAAUGGGCCAAGUUUCUUCUGAAUGAAUCCUUGACCACUGAUGUUUCCACAUAAUGGAAGCUUAUUGUCUGAUCUCCCACUUCAGGCAUGUAUCAGUGGAAGACGUAAUCAUGAUUAUUAGGAACAUUCCACUAUGAACUCAAAAUCCUUCUGCGGAGGAUCUGUGGAGUUACCUGAGGACAAUUCAGUCGCUUUUUGCUAUAAUAAUAACUAGCUGCAUAAAUUAUCUAAAACACUGGAGAUAUGAAGGGGGAAAGUGUUUGAAGUCACACAGAUGUACAGCAGAGACGCGUUAAAAAAUAAAAAGAGACUGUGACAGUGACCAGAAUGAUUCUCCGAGGAUCAAGAAGGUAGAUUGUCUUGUUCAGGACUCACUGCUGUAAGCUUCAUAUAAAAGUCUGCAGAAAGAAAUAAGAGAUAACCUCUUCUGUGCAUAUUCAGCCUAGCAUAUAGACGAACAUGCUUUAAGAUAGACUUCCUCACUUUGUAACAGCACUGAUUAAUAACCGUUAAAUGCCCCACCCCAAAAAAACACCUCUAGAGUUCACUAAUUAUCAUGUUGUAUCUUGUUUCCAUACACAAGCAGAAAUUACAGUUUUGGUUUUAGGGGGAUUCACUUGCUGGAAAUAUAAUGUACAUGAUGAACAACAACCUGGCGGAGUGAGGUUGCCAGGUUUGGUAACAAAACAGAGACCAAAACCUUUGCUCACCGAUCGUAUAUGGCAACCCAUGCUUUAGCUGGAGGCGCUGGACGGAUGGAUAAACUGUUGUAAUGCCAACUAAAAACACAAUUGUUUUUACAUUUAUGUUUAUGUGUGUGUGUGUUAUUGUUCAUUAGUGAAUUUUAGAGGUGUUUGUAGGCAUAUUUUUAAACAGAGCCAUGUUAGCUGAUCCCCCUGUAGUUAUAGUGUUUGUGCUAAGCUAGGCUAACUGUGUCCUGAAUCCAGCCUCAUACUUCACGCACAUGACCGUAAUAUUGCUCUUUGUCUUUGUCUCACUUGGAAAGAAAGCAAACAAGCAUAUUUAUCAGAAAACACAUGAAUAAUUUUAAAAUGGUUAUAAGAGGCUAAUUUGUUGUCUGGGUUGAUGGACUGAACUUUAUUUAUUUGGGGUCUGGCCACAAAUAUCAAAUGAAGAUUUGUUCUAUUUGCAGAGCUAAACCCUUUGACAGUUCCAGUACUGUUUGUUAACUGGCUGUCCUCUUGGUUUGAAUGUCUGAGCAAAUAGCGUAUAAAUCAAAUGUUGUUUAGCAGCUGACUUUGAAGUUGAAAUUUUCCUAUAGCACUUGAAUGUAGCAUAACAAACAAAUCUAGAUCCAGAUCCCUGCCAAAAUCUAAUAAACUCUGUCUACAGUUCA